Messenger RNA from Acinonyx jubatus (cheetah), 4244 nucleotides. RefSeq names its product vestigial like family member 2 (gene VGLL2). Gene Ontology annotation, cellular component: nucleus. The record is from RefSeq and is a predicted model, not a curated record. Bases 514 to 1467 code for a protein of 317 amino acids. NCBI's taxonomy places the organism in Eukaryota, Metazoa, Chordata, Mammalia, Carnivora, Felidae. Gene Ontology annotation, biological process: regulation of transcription by RNA polymerase II. The transcript has 4 exons.
GGUUUCUCUCUGUCUCUCUCUCUCUCUCUCUGUCGCUUUAGCCUGAGAGUCCUACUCCUCCCGGUGCAAAGCCUCCGGCCUCAAGCUCGGGGGUGCGCCGUUCGCGGUACCCUUGGCCCCCAGCUCGCCGCGGGGCAGCCCCGAGAAACACCUCGGUAGCCCCUCGGCCCGGUCCCCGGCUCCCUAUUGGCCCCCGGUCCCCGCCCCCCCCCACGGCCCCCUCCCCCUUCCGCGGCCCAGAGUGGCGUCAGCACGCCUCCCAGGCGUGGGGUUUAAAUGCCCACUAGCGGGAGCACCGGCGCUUCUGUCCCGGAGCAGCGUCCGGGUUGAAAUUGCCGGGUGGGAGGGGAGCCUGCGAGCGAGCGGGAUCCCGAGCCGCGGAGCGCGCUGCCCACCGCUCCGCCCGCAGAUGACUCGGGAGCUCGAGCCCAAGCGCAGCCCAUGCAGCAUCCCUGCGCUCCACCGACCGAGAGUUGAUGAUAAAAUACUUAGCCGUCUCCGCUGCGGGGAGCCAUGAGCUGUCUGGAUGUUAUGUACCAAGUCUAUGGUCCUCCCCAGCCUUACUUUGCAGCCGCCUACACCCCCUACCACCAGAAACUAGCCUAUUACUCCAAAAUGCAGGAAGCCCACGAGUGCAACGCCAGCCCCAGCAACAGCAGCGGCAGCUCCUCCUUUUCCAGCCAAACUCCAGCCAGCAUAAAAGAGGAAGAAGGCAGCCCAGAGAAAGAGCGCCCACCAGAGGCAGAGUACAUCAACUCCCGCUGCGUCCUCUUCACCUAUUUCCAGGGAGACAUCAGCUCCGUGGUGGAUGAGCACUUCAGCAGAGCCCUGAGCCAGCCUAGCAGCUAUUCCCCAAGCUGUACAAGCAGCAAAGCACCCAGGAGCUCGGGGCCCUGGCGGGACGGCUCUUUCCCGAUGAGCCAGCGCAGCUUCCCCGCCUCCUUCUGGAACAGCGCGUACCAGGCUCCGGUGCCCGCGCCGCUGGGCAGCCCGCUGGCCACCGCGCACUCGGAGUUGCCCUUCGCCGCCGCCGACCCCUACUCGCCCGCCGCGCUGCACGGCCACCUGCACCAGGGCGCGGCCGAGCCCUGGCACCACGCGCACCCGCACCACGCGCACCCGCACCACCCCUACGCCCUGGGCGGCGCCCUCGGCGCCCAGGCCGCCGCCUACCCGCGGCCCGCCGCUGUGCACGAGGUCUACGCGCCGCACUUCGACCCGCGCUACGGGCCGCUGCUGAUGCCGGCAGCCUCGGGGCGCCCGGCCCGCCUCGCGCCCGCGCCGGCGCCCGCGCCCGGCAGCCCGCCCUGCGAGCUCUCCGCCAAGGGCGAGCCGACCGGCGCAGCGUGGGCCGCGCCCGGGGGACCCUUCGCGAGCCCCGCGGGGGACGUGGCCCAGGGUCUGGGACUCAGCGUGGACUCAGGUUUGCAGCCUCAGGACAAAAGCAAGGAUCUGUACUGGUUUUAGACAGCCCACCUUCUUCCCUGUAGGUCUCUGCAUAGCGCACUUGAUGGCACUCAGCUGAAAUCGAGUGGGUUUGUAACAGCUUCUGAUCUUGGUUUGCAGCUCGUCGCUAUUCCCUCUGUGGUGCAUCCCUCCUGAGCUGAUCUGCUGACCCAGGGUUUCCCCUUCCCUUUCCCUUCUGACCAGCCGUGGAGGCUCAGCAUCUGUGCCUCUCACUUCAUGGAUGAGGACAUGGGGGAAGGCAGAGACUUCAAACUUCUCCGUGUAUUGGGAAAACCAAAACACACAUCUACAGAAAUAUUGUCAAACCAUAAUUCCUUCUGUGGAAAGAGCAGAUCUAAAGACUGAAUUAUGUUGAAUGACUUUUGGGCACAUCACUGGAAAUAUCUGCGGUGAGGUCACUUAGAUGAUAUGAUGUCAUAAAUUUUCCUGGAAAGAGGAGGAAAAAAAGAGACUUUUUGGUGUGAAUAUUUUUUAUGCUGAUGUGAAUUAUUUCAUUAAGUAGUGUGGCCGUAGCACUACGGAUGUCAGUAUCCUCACAUUUGAAAUGUAUUUGUAUUUGCAUCAAAGACUGUGGUAGAGAAGUAAAAGAGGCCAAUUCCUUCUUCCUCACCUCAUAGCCUCCAGUUCCCUUCCUGCCAGCUCCCUCGCUGCAAUACCCACUCCAGACACAAAGACACACUUUUUUCCUUUGGACUGUGAACAUGGAAGCCUCAGCCUAAAUGUGAGUGGCAAGUGGCUUAUCUGGAGCCACCUGCCCAAGUCUUACUGAAAUGCAGCUGUUGUAGGACAACUGUUUAAAACUCCAGAAAUACAUCGACCAAGGUGGCACUUCCCAGUGUUUGGCACAACAAUUGCAAUUUCACUGGAUAUAUUUUAUAUGUGUGUGUGUGUGUGUGUAGAUAUAUAUCAUAUUUUUUACGAGGAACGUUUUACGAUGAAAGAAGAAACCCUUUUCUGCCUUUUCUCCCACAAAUUCUGCCUCUCCUUCUAUCCUCCUCUGGAUGAAAAGAAGCAACAAGAGAUCCCCAACUGUCUCUCUGAAGAACUAGGAAUCACCACAAGGGGAAGAAAUGUCCAUGGAGUCUCUAAUACCUCGAAUAUUCCUCUCAGUCUCUAUGGUCAUGAUUUGGGCACUUCAGUUUUGGGACAGGGGAAGGGGUCUGUGCGUGGGCAAAAUUGAAGGUGAUGAGGAAGAAGGAACAAACAUUAAAGAUGUCUCUUUACUACAAGGUAACUGUGUUAUUUCAUAAGAAGAAAAUAAAUGUCCUAGUCUUUCUCCAGUAGAAUAAAAUAAUUUAUAGUAGUACAAUCUGAUGUCAGUAAGUACCAUUACUUUAUAUGUAGAGUGCUCUGUGUUUUUCCAAAGUGUUUGCCAUUCUGUGAAAGCUGAUAACUCUUUUCCACUUCCCAUCAACCCUGGAGGUGAGAAGUUAGGUAGCCCACCUCUGUUUCACAAAUGAGAAAAUUGUGGCCCACGGAAGCCCAGGGCUUAUCUGUCAGCAUUCACUGGGUUAAAAGCAGAGAUGGUGCUGAAAAGGCUACCUGUGCACCAUUCAGUCAGGUACAUUAUUAUUGUUACUUUGUAAAUUCUAGACUCUUAAAACAGUAUUCAGUUAAAAGGUGUUUUGGGAAUAUUGGUUAUAUUAUAUUUUAAUAAGGUAGGCUACGAAACCAAACCUACCAGGAGGAAGAAAAAAAAAAAAGGAAAAGUGAGAGAGAGAGAGAGAGAGAGAGAGAGAGAGAUUAUUUAAGAAAUUAGUGGUCUUUCUCUUAAUUUUCUCUUGAUGCCAAAGUUGCGUUCACUCACUUCAUUCACUAAAAUGCCCAAGGGACAGAUUUUGUGUUACGUUCCAAUUGCCCUUGCAGACUGUGAAAACAUAAAAAGAUGAGUUCAAACACUGACCUCCAUUGUAACGUGAGAAACAAAUUUAUCUUGGAUGAUCAUCUCAGGAGUUGGGGCGGUAAGGGACCCUACUCAGUGUACGGCUUAGGGGAGUUACCCAGCCCCUCUUUCCACCAUUAUGGUCAUCACAAGAACCUAUCACUGGUGUUGCUCAUACAGAAGGUACUCUCUGGUCAUGGUGCCCAGAUGUGAUAACGCUCAUAGCAACUAAUGCUGUUUCUCAGGCACUGGUCUGAGGGCUUUGCAUGCAGGUUAACUCAUUUAAGUCUCACAACAAUUCUAUGUUAUAUUUAUUAUCAUGAUCCCCUUCUUACUGACGAGACAACAGAGGCUCCCAGAGGAGAAAUAAUUUGCCCAGCCACACAGCCAUUAAAUGGCAGAGCCAGGGUUCCAACCCACUGCGGUAACUACUACUUGCCCUCUUCUAACAUGUCUUCAGUGGCUCAACUUUGGGUCUGCAUUGCCCUCCACAGUAGAUGCAUAAGGAAGGGCAGGAGGCAGGGCAGCCAAGGAUGACACAUCAUAGAACUUACAAAAUCCCUGGUCUCAAAGGAACUAUCCUAAGACAUUUUCACACCCUUUCAUCAAAUGAUACUAACUAUAGACCAUUCAGUCAGAGGCAGAUUUCCAUUCUCCUCCAGGAGGCAAUUCUUAUUGCUUCUCUUAUUAAUUCACUUCAGUAUUUUCCAGACUUCACUGCUCUGAAGCUCCUCACACCCAACCCGACCAAGUCGUGUCAGAGUUAGCCUGAGGUCUGGACAUUGAAGCAAUAACUAAAAUUAACUUUGGACUUCUCUGUGGAUUUUUUUAAUCCAUGUUCCAUUGGCACGGAUCCCUGGUAUAUACAAGCAUAAAUAAAAUGCAUUAAGUUCCG